AUGCCGGCGGCGGUUCGGCACUGCAGGCCAGCAGUGGGUCGGCGCGAGGCACCGGAGGCGCUGGAGGCCUGCGGCAGCGCGGCACGAUGCGAGAUGCCUGCGGCGUCACGGUGUGGCAGUCACCAGCUGGAAGAGCGAUACUGGACCACGCGCCCGAGUCGUCACUGCGGCAGCCGCGCCAGCAGGGCUAGAGACCGACCUCCUGCUCUUCCUGCUGCUCAACGUCGUAAUGUACCGAACCAGGUCCUCCGUGGUCGUCCGGGCCUCCUCCCUGCAGGUCUGCGGCAUGCGCUGCGAGCGUGCGCGGCCGGCGUGGCGAGCUCAUGCCUCGCGACCAACGCUGUGUGCCUGCACGGCCAGCGCGUGGGGCGGCGUGGCGAGCUCACGCCUCGUGGCCAACGCUGCGUGUGUGCACGGCCACCGCGUGGGGCGGCGUGGGCACAGGGCAUGGCGAGCGGGCGGCCAUGGCAUGCUGCGAGCGCGCAAGGCCGCCGUGGAGGUCUGCACGGCGAGCGGCUACCGUCGCGGACACGGUGUACGGCGGCCGUCGCGGACAUGGGACGCGGCGAGCGUGCCGCCAUCGCGGUGGGCGGCGUGGCGAACGCGCACGGCCGGUGUGGCGAGCUGGCGGCCAGCGCUGUGUGCGUGCACGGCCAGCGUGGCGAGCGACCGGUCGGCGUGGGCGCAGGGCGCGGCGAGCGAGCGGCCGUCGCGGGCACGGGAUGCGGCGAGCGUUCGCGGCUGUUGCGAAGGUCGGUAUGGCGAGUGGGGCGGCCAGCGCGGCGACGAUGGGUCUCCUUCGGAGCGGAGCGGUGCCUCAACGUGGCACUUCCGGGCCCUCCGGGGAGGCGCGGAUGGCAGCGAGGUGCAGGAGAACUGCGGUGUGGCAAGCUGCGAUGCCCUGCUCUGCUAUGCUCCAACAACGUUCUCGCGUUGUUGGACAUCCUUCGCUGGUGGGGCGUCCCGCCGGGCGCCCAGGCCGGCCUGACCACCGGUGCCAUCAUGGUUGCGCUCCUGUGCGAGGGGAUGGCGACAGAGGCGUACGAGGUCAUCGCGAAGCAUAUGGAUGCCGAGUGGUCGACGGCUUCGUCCGAGACUCUCGGAGACUCAGAGUUCGAGCGAAUACGUGGCCGCCGGCUGGCCGUUAUCAGUCGCCUCCGCCCGCCCGAUCCCCGGCUCCCCUCCCCGUCCCCGUCCCCGCACCGCGCCGCAGAUCGGCAGGGAGAGCGGAGGAAUGGUGAGCGCGUCCAGCCUCCUGCUCCCGUCCUCCAUACGGGACCUCGCCUCCUGCGUUUCCGACGGCGCGGUCCGCGUCGCCUGCACCACGCCGUCCUCCACCAUCACGGCCACCUCCUCCUCGUCGUCCUCCUCCUCCUCCCCUCCACACUCUCGGUCGCCGUCUCCUACCGCGCUACCCCGCAGUCGCCGACCUCGCCGCCGCUCCUGCUCCGCCUCACCUGGUCCCACACCCCGCUGGGUCCCCCGACGCUGUCCUUCGCCGGGCCCACCGCCUCCUCCCCCGCCGUCCUCCUCCGCCGCCGCAAGGGCACCCGCUCCCUCCCCUCCACCUCGCCCCACCCCGCGCUCGCGCUCUUCUGGGACCUCACCGCCGCCAGGUACACCGCCGCGGGCGGCGCGUCCCCGGAGCCGGUCUCCGGGUUCUACGUCGUCGCCGUGGCCGACGCCGAGGUGGUGCUGGCCGUCGGCGACCUGGCGUCCGAGUUCGUCAAGGCCAAGUUCGAGGGCCAGAUCCUCAAGGCGCGGUCCAUCCUCCCCGUGGCGCGCGCCGACCGCGUCGUCGUGGCAGCGGCACCGCCGUGGCCUGGAGCCGCCACCGCGGUGCACGCCGCAAGGGUCCGCUUCGCGGAGGGCGCGCCGGAGCACGAGGUCACCGUGGGCUGCUGCUGCUCGACCAGGGGCAGGAAGGAGGGGGAGGAGGAGCUCUGGGUCAGCGUGGACGGCAAGCGCGCCGUCCACGCGCGCCGCCUGCGCUGGAACUUCCGGGGCAACCAGACGGUGUUCGUCGACGGCGCGCCCGUCGACGUCCUCUGGGACCUCCACGGCUGGUGGUUCCGCGACCCUCCCGGGUGCGCCGUCGUCAUGCUCCGCGCCAGGACUGAGCUCAAGAGCAGGCUCUGGCUCCAGGAGGAGGCCCAGGCGCCGGCCUUUGCGCUCCUCGUCCAGGCAUUCAAGACGCCGCCUUGA
Messenger RNA from Miscanthus lutarioriparius, 2205 nucleotides. NCBI's taxonomy places the organism in Eukaryota, Viridiplantae, Streptophyta, Magnoliopsida, Poales, Poaceae. The record is from the annotation of a GenBank genome assembly.